AUGCCUUCACUCCUGAUUCUGAUCUUCACCAUCGAGGUCGCUGUUGAGCUCAUCAACACAAUCGGCGCAGCGACCAUCAACAACCUGCUAUGGAGGAUCUUCAAUGCCUUGCCGACCAAACUGUCGACACAGUUUGCCGAGCAACGGAAGCUCCAGCAGGAAUACCUCAAAGUUCGCCGUGAGCUGAACGCUACUAGCAGUCAGGAUGAGUUUGCCAAGUGGGCAAAGCUGCGUAGACAGCACGACAAGCUGCUGGAGCAACUAGAGAAGCAGAAAUCCGCACUCGACUCGACCAAAGGCAACUUUGACAAAUACAUCACCGGAAUCCGUUGGAUAGCCACUCAGGGACUACGAUACUUCCUCCCAUUUUGGUAUGCCAAGGUCCCCAUGUUCUGGCUGCCCUACGGCUGGUUUCCGUACUACGCAGAGUGGCUCGUGUCGUUCCCGCGUGCGCCCAUGGGCAGCGUAAGCAUAGCCUCGUGGCAGCUCGCAUGCACGGGCUUUGUGGUGCUGAUCAAGGAUGCCAUAACGGCACUCGUGGUCUUUGUGCUGGGCAUGCGGGAGAGCAAGGUCAAGCAGGCCGUUCCGGUCAAGGCGGCGGCAUCUGUUGGCAAAGGUGAUGAGAAAACCAAGGCUGCAUCGACGGCUACGAAGGAGGGAAAAAAGGAGCUAUAG
Messenger RNA from Pyricularia pennisetigena, 675 nucleotides. RefSeq lists its product as uncharacterized. Gene Ontology annotation, biological process: tail-anchored membrane protein insertion into ER membrane. Bases 1 to 675 code for a protein of 224 amino acids. Gene Ontology annotation, cellular component: GET complex. The record is from RefSeq and is a predicted model, not a curated record. The transcript is spliced from 3 exons. Lineage: Eukaryota; Fungi; Ascomycota; Sordariomycetes; Magnaporthales; Pyriculariaceae.